AUUUCAUGUUAAAUAUAAACAUAAAAUACUAUAUACAUAGUUUUCAGUAUUUUACCUCUCAAAACAGUUUGUUAACUUCAUUAUUAUGCAAAAUGGAGUAUACACAGUUAGGUUUGCUUGAAAUCCAAUUAUUGAGAAAAUGAGAAAAAUGGUUUAAGAUGAAGGACAAAAAGUUCAAGGUCGUUGAAGACGAUAAAUUGACUGGACCCGAUGUUGAUCAGGGACAUGCCUGGGUAAUACUUGCAGGAUGUUUUAUUAUUUACUGGCUAAUCAUCGGGACAAUAAAGUCUUACGGGAUUUUAUACACGGAAAUGGUGUCGUACUAUGACACGGGUUCUGGCAGUACUGCAUGGAUAGGAAGCCUUAUUUUAUUUAUUAUGCUCGGAAUGGCACCAGUUUCAAAUCUAUUGAGUAAGAUCUAUUCGUUUCGGAAAAUUUGCUUUAUUGGAGGUGUGUUGUUGGGUAUAGGGUAUUUCAUGUCUGGAUUUGUGCCCCAGAUGGAGUUGUUGUACCUUACACUUGGGAUUGUUGGAGGUGUCGGAUAUGGUUUAGUUUUUGCCCCUACUUCCACUAUAAUAAGUUAUUACUUCGAUAAUCACAGGGCUCUUGCUAAUGGUAUAAUGGUGUCUGGUAGUGGUGUAGGUGCUUUAACGCAUCCAUUUAUAUACAGAUUUUUGGUUGACAUGUUUGGUUUACCCGGUACAAUGUGGAUACUGGGAGCGUUCUUGGCAAACGUCUGUGCGGCAGCCUGUCUCUUCCGACAACCACCCAUUCUUCACCUUGAAACGGAACAUCCAGCUACUAACCACAAGAUAAGCAGUGAUGAAGAAUCAUUUCUCAAUAAUGAUACUGAAAUAUACCAGGAUCAGCAUAAACCGCCAGGCAAAUGUGGGCAAUUAAAUUUUCAGUUUUCUUUGUUCCGAAAUCCAAGAUUUACAAUGUACUGUAUAGGAUUUAUUCUGUGCAUGAAUGGAUACGGUAAUAACCUUAUUCUAAUACCAGCGCAAAUUAAAGCACUGGGGUAUGACAACGCGCAUGCGGGGUACGGUGUUAAUAUCAUGGGCGUCUGUGAAGUGUUUGCUAGAUUAUUCUUCGGAUGGAUUGCUGACCAAAAAUGUAUACAAAGGAGACACAUAUUUCUAAUGAGUAUGCUUACAGCUAGUUUAUUUUCAUUUAUUGCUCCGUUGUUCAAUAGUUUUAUAUUCAUGGCAAUUUAUGCUGGAAUAAUAGGAACGUUUCCGGGUUCAUUCUGGAGUUUAUUAUCAGUUCUUAUCAUAGAUGUGGUAGGGAUAGACAAUUUUACAUCUGCAUAUGGUCUGCUAAUGCUAUGUUUGGCCGUCGGAGUCGUUGUCAGCCAGCCUUGUGUAGGCUGGCUUGAGGAUUACUAUGGCAACUGGAAUGCAUCUUUUAUAAUGACCGCCUGCUUAUUUCUGAUUGGAGGUUUAGUCGUGUCACUGGAACCAGUUAUCAUACGAUAUUGUACGACAGCACCACUUCCGGUAAAUGAGGACGAUAACAAUAUACAUGUAGACCAUGGCCACCGGUUGUCAAACAAACCUAACAAUGAAACUGGUAUUGUUGAUACUAGUGAAACUGGAUCGUUGUUGGUUGUAAACGCUGAUGAAGAUGAGUUCACCUCGUCCAGAAUAAGUAGAACUUACACACCGUAUGAUAGGGAAACAGAUUUUAAAAGUGAAGAUGUGACGUCACCGGCACCUUUAGCUAAUAAAAAUGAGAUUUAAAAUUAUUUAUAAGCCAGUUUUUCAAGUUUCUCUACUUGUAAUAGAGUUGGUAAGCGAACAGCAUGGAUCCUGAUCAGAUCAGACUGCGCGGAUGCGCAGGCUGGUCUGGAUCCAUGCUGGUUGCAAACCCAUUAUGUUGGUUUUGUCAUGGCACGGCUCAUUUCAAUAUUGAACUUCCGCACUUAACAAUAUUUGAUUCGCAGCCCUGACAACUGAAGAAUAGAUUGGUUCGUUGCACAGACAGAUUUAACAGAAAAUGUGUUCAAAUGAAUAUUGACAAAAACAAUUGCCUAUUUCAAUAAUAGAGGAUAAAGCAUUAUAUGACAGUUACUCAUUAACCUGCUGUAUUUCUUAAAUGGA
Messenger RNA from Ruditapes philippinarum (Manila clam), 2102 nucleotides. RefSeq names its product monocarboxylate transporter 12-like. The record is from RefSeq and is a predicted model, not a curated record. Gene Ontology annotation, biological process: transmembrane transport; monocarboxylic acid transport. Gene Ontology annotation, molecular function: monocarboxylic acid transmembrane transporter activity. The transcript is spliced from 7 exons. Bases 159 to 1742 code for a protein of 527 amino acids. NCBI's taxonomy places the organism in Eukaryota, Metazoa, Mollusca, Bivalvia, Venerida, Veneridae.